GUCUCAUCACGUUCUUGCAUCUCUAGAUUCCAGAAAUACUGAUAAAUACUGUCCGAGGGAAUGCUGCGACGAUAUGCCACGGUAGCGUCCAAGCCUCCUUCCCGGCUGAGAGCACGAGGAAAGAGUCCUGUUGGCCUUGAUCAUUUUAUUCAGCGGCAGCGCGUGUUGGCGUUGUGGCGAGAGAUCGUUCGGAGUACCUCCAACAUUCCGGAUGAGGCGGCGAGAAAAGACAUGCGACAAUUCGCAAGAUUGGAAUUCGAGCAACAUCGUGAAGUAACUGAUUUGGGCCAUAUUCGAUAUCUGAUCUCGUACGGAAAGACGCAAUUCCAGACUAUGAAAGGCACCCUCAUCAACUCUGGAGUGCUUACUGAAUAAACUUCUUGCUUUAUUAUCUCGAACAUGUAGCUGGAGUCGUGUCUUUCGUUGCGCUUGAUGCUUAUUGGCUGGCUCCACGAGGGGCAUUUUAGCGCAUGCAUCGCAGACCUCAAGACUGUCUUACUCCCCUAAACACCACUCAAUAGUCAUCCCCCAACCGCAUUCUCUUUCAAGCCUUGUUCUUGAUCUGAUUUUCUGUCGUGGAUUGCCGUGCAAGUCAGCCUUCUUGCUGUGGGGCAUGUCCGGAGGAAAACUCUCGGCUUAUUCGAUCAUGGCCUCCACUACUCAGAAGUCUGUAUUGAUCGUUGGUGCAGGCCCUGCAGGGCUAGCUGCUGCCAAGAUCUUCAAACAGAAUAAUUAUCUCGUUUCUGUCUAUGAGAAAGCAGAUCGUGUAGGUGGGAUUUGGAGGGACAAGCAUGGAGGACCAGGCGACAAAUGCUGUCCGGAAAUGCGGACAAAUCUAUCACGUUUCACAGUGGCCUUCUCUGACUUUUCCUGGAGAUCAAUAGAUAGAGAAAUCCCUGAAUCUGCUCCAAAUGCACCGAUCAAUCCACCUAUGUUUCCCAAGGCAUGGCAAGUGGGGCGUUACCUCGAGGCGUACGCAAAGAUGUCUGGCAUUGCCGAGAAUGUGCUGCUCCAAAGGCACGUUGUCAAUGCGUCGCUCCAAGAAGACAAUACCUGGAAGAUUGUGAGCGAAGACGGUUCCGGCCAGGUCCACUCGGACACAUUCGACCGUCUGAUCGUCGCCAGUGGCUUCUUCAACAGACCCGCUCGUUCUUUCGACCCCACAGCAUCUAGAGACCAUCCUCAUAUCCAGCACUCCUCGAAGUUUCGGGGCCUUUCCGAAUUGGCUACUUCCGCUGGCAACGUCGUCGUCAUUGGGGGUGGCAUUAGCGGCUCAGAAGCUGCAGCGCAAGCUGCCUUUCAAAUCUCCAACGCCAAACACUCCCCCAGCAAGGUCAAACCUGUCCACAGUCGCAGCCAGAUCUACCACAUAGUCAACAGGCCUUUCUAUUGUCUCCAUCGCUAUCUUCCCCAGGAUCCUCAAGCAUCCGGCGAGGGGUUCAAUCCAGCGCCAAAGUUUCUUCCCAUCGACCUUAUCCUGUACAAUCUCUCACGGCGCGGGGCUGGCGAGAUCUCGGCAGCAAUCACUACCAUACCACCUGAGAAGGCGCAAAAAGGGCACGACUUCCUACGAGCAAGUUUGGGAGGCGACCAAAGCGAUGUGGGUCGACCGGAGCUGGUCUACAAAGAGGAGCAGACGCAACACCCUGGGUAUACUGGUAUAACCGACACGUACAUGGAGUUUGUGCGCAGCGGAAUCAUUGUUCCGGUACGAGGAUGGGUAGAGAAUGUCAAACAGCAAGCGAAUGGCGAGCUUCUCGACAUCAACCUCCAACAAUACGAGCCGUGGUAUCAUGCAACGGACAACGAGCCAUCAGAAAAAAGCAUAAUCAGCGAUGUGGUUGGUAUUAUCGAAGCAACAGGCUACAAAGCCGACCUUAACUGGCUCGACUCACGUGUCAGAGACCUGCUCGACGACGACGACGCUGCGCCGAAUGCACGUAUACCCUAUCUUCUCUCGCGUGGAUCGAUACUCGCAUCCCGGGUUCCUACAAUCGGCUUUGUCGGUUUCUACGAAGGACCGUACUGGGGCGUCAUGGAGCUCCAGGCUCAGUUCCUUGCGCAAACCUGGGCCAAACUCGAAUCUACAAAGGCAAUAGGCCUACCUGACCGCGAAAUCUAUAGAACCAAUUCGACGAAAGACAUGCGAGUCGCCAUGAAAGAGAACCCUCUUCAGAUUCCGCAAUUCUGGAUGGCAGACUACGUUGGCCUCAUGGAGGAGUUUGCGCGGGAAACGAAAGUCACACGCGCCGAUUCUGCGUUCAACGGCCAAACAGGCCCAGCCUUUCCCUCUCGAUACCAAGGCGACGAUGCUUCCCCGGAGGCUAAAGAAGUCGUCAAAGAGGUUACCGAUGUCAUCAAGGCGUCUAACGAGGAAGCCCUCUUCAAUCACGCACCAACACCCCCCGGGGGCACUUUCAACGGAACAGCACACUUCCAUCCACGCGAGCCCACCUCUCCCGCAUACUACACCGCAGAAUACCUAUACGUUGAAGAGGGCACAUUUACAAUGGACACUGGUCUCUCUUUCCCCGCAACUCGAAGAUACGCGUAUCGUUACAACGAGGCCACCGAUAAGAUCACAGCAUGGUUCGUGGAUGAAGACAACGAAAGUGUCAGUACGCUGUUCAAUACGUGGAACUUCUUCACCCCCGAAGACAAGACGAGUGGAUGGAUGGCUAAAGGACAUCAUUGGUGCGACCCGGAUACCUACCGCAAUACCUGCGAGUUCAAGUUCCGGGGAGCCAAGAUUGAUAAGUUCAUGAUAAGGUACCAGGUCGAAGGACCGAAGAAGGAUUACUCGCAUGAGAGCUGGUAUGAGAGGCCUCAAGCAGUUGGGGUUGUAGCAUAG
Molecule: messenger RNA, 2851 nt
Organism: Pyrenophora tritici-repentis Pt-1C-BFP
Lineage: Eukaryota; Fungi; Ascomycota; Dothideomycetes; Pleosporales; Pleosporaceae
Source: RefSeq, a predicted model, not a curated record